Penicillium atrosanguineum is the source of this 534-nucleotide messenger RNA. RefSeq names its product acireductone dioxygenase (Ni2+-requiring). The transcript has 3 exons. Gene Ontology annotation, molecular function: acireductone dioxygenase [iron(II)-requiring] activity. Bases 1 to 534 code for a protein of 177 amino acids. The record is from RefSeq and is a predicted model, not a curated record. NCBI's taxonomy places the organism in Eukaryota, Fungi, Ascomycota, Eurotiomycetes, Eurotiales, Aspergillaceae.
AUGAGAGCAUACUGGUACGAUAACAAGCCGGGCGACCAGCGUGAGCCCCACGACUCCGGCAAUGCCGUCUCCGAGGACAAGCUCGCCUCCCUAGGCGUCCUCUACCACCACUGCCCAACCCUCGAAGCAGUCGACAAGCUCGCCGCAGAGCGGGGUUACAGGAACCGUGACCAAGUGUGCGUCUCGCCUGCAACUAUGGGCGAUGUGUACGAGGAGAAAGUCAAGAUGUUCUUUGCUGAGCACCUGCACGAAGACGAGGAGAUCCGAUACAUCCUCGACGGCGAGGGAUACUUCGAUGUGCGCGGUGUGGACGAUGAGUGGAUUCGCAUCUGCCUGGUUAAGGAUGAUAUGAUUAUUCUGCCUGCGGGUAUUUAUCAUCGGUUUACGACGAAUGAGCAGAACUAUGUUAAGGCAAUGCGUCUCUUCCAGGAUGAGCCUAAGUGGACGCCGCUGAACCGCGGUGCCGAGGUUGAUGUUAACCCUCACCGGAAGUCUUAUGUUGAUGCGGUGCUUAAGCCUGCUGCGGUGGCUUAG